UGAGUCUACAUUAACAUUGGCAUUUCAAACUUUGUCAUACUUGUAUUUAAGAGAAUAAAAUUAGGUUAAAUCCAAUUUUACUUUUCUCCCGCCAACUGUGAAUCGUAGCCUGCCCACUCGCUCGCCGGCCCCUCGCGCUCCGCGUUUCAAGUUCGUUAUCCUUUCUUGCCUUCUCCUCCUCCUCCCGCCAUUGUCGUCUCUUUCACUCCAAUCCUUUCCCAAUUCUUCCCCAUUUUGAAUCUCUCCAAUUCAUUGAAGAAACACCAUACCAAAUAUGAAUGUUGGUUCUUCUAUAUCUUCAGUCACCGCCCUCCGCCUUCCUAUUUGCCUCCAUUGCUUCCGAACCUCCAAAACCCUCAUUUCUUUCCCUUCUCUAUCCUUCCUUAAUUCUGGAACUUCACAUAUCUUUUCGUCAAUGACUUCUUCUUCCAUUACGGCGUCGAUGUCUACUUCCUCGUCUCCGACCACAGAUCAGCUGCCUGUAGAUGACAAAAAGCCCGCGCCGCCGCCGAAGCCAUGGCUCAUUGUGGGCCUCGGGAAUCCCGGGAAGAAGUACGAUCGUACGCGCCAUAAUGUAGGUUUUGAGAUGGUGGACACUGUAGCUGAAGCUGAAGGGAUAUCCAUGAGUAGUGUUUCCUUCAAAGCUCUGAUCGGGAAAGGUUUCAUCGGGGAUGUUCCUGUAAUGCUAGCCAAGCCACAAACUUUCAUGAAUGCAAGUGGUGAGUCUGUUGGUGCUAUUGUUUCCUACUAUAAAAUUCCAUUGAAGCAAGUACUUGUGAUUUUCGACGACUUGGAUUUACCUUUUGCCAAAUUGCGGAUGCUGCCAAAGGGUGGCCAUGGAGGACAUAAUGGGAUGAGGAGUAUUAUUGAUCACUUGAAAGGCAGUCGUGAUUUCCCUCGAUUAAGGAUUGGCAUAGGGCGCCCUCCCGGGAAAAUGGAUGCUGCGAACUUUGUUCUUCGCCCCUUCAACAAACAAGAACGGGAAGAGAUGCGAUACGGAUUCUUUUGCUCGAGGGGUUCAACAAAAGUGCAACAUUUGUCAACACCAACAAACCUCUGGAACAAAUAGGUUGAAAACAUUCAAUAUUUAAACCUUUUUAUAGACACUCUAUAAGGACUCCAUAUUGUUUACUGUAUGUAUCAAACUGCUUUAUGCAUGGGGCGGCAUUCGCUACAGUUUCAACUACCAAAUUCCUUGGGGUGGAAGGCUUAUUGCAGCAACAAACAGUCAGUGUAGGAUUUUGAACCCCAUCAAUGGUAAUCGCAUUGUCUUUCUUGUUGAAUUCCCUCUCUCUCUGUCUCCUUCCUUUAGGAUUGAAAUCUCUUAAGACAUAAAGUUGUGAUCUUUGAAGGGACCAAUAAAGCUAAAAACCUCCCCCACCAUGCAGGCAAACCAACCGGUAAAAGUUGAGAAAGACAGGAAUUGAUAAAAGGGAGCUACCUCUACCUAACUUUUAUUGCUUUAAUUAUCUCAUCUUGGCAAUCGCCAAUGGAGGCUCUUUCUUUGCCCGUCUUGUCAUCUUCUUCCAUAUGCAUUUCCCCGGUUGGCUGGCCCAUGUUCUCUCUCUACUUUAACGAUUCAUCUCAUUCACAUUCUCUUCUUCAUGUUUGUCUGCCUAUGUUUUUCAGGUUUCUUCUAAAUACCUUCCCUUUGGAAUUCCCUCAUACGUAGUGAUUCCACGUAGGUGGGAUCCCACAAAAUUUUAAAUGUUGGUGAUGGGCUUAUUUGCCAAGUGAUUUUCUAGUAUUUAUUUCCCAAGUGAUUUUGUUACUUGUCACGUGGGUUUGAUAGUCCAAUGGUUGUAAUAAUUUAUUUAUUUUUU
Molecule: messenger RNA, 1823 nt
Organism: Benincasa hispida (wax gourd)
Lineage: Eukaryota; Viridiplantae; Streptophyta; Magnoliopsida; Cucurbitales; Cucurbitaceae
Product: Peptidyl-tRNA hydrolase family protein
Molecular function (GO): peptidyl-tRNA hydrolase activity
Source: RefSeq, a predicted model, not a curated record